This is a messenger RNA of Anguilla anguilla (European eel), 2988 nucleotides long. RefSeq names its product sphingosine 1-phosphate receptor 1-like. Gene Ontology annotation, molecular function: sphingosine-1-phosphate receptor activity. The transcript has 3 exons. Gene Ontology annotation, biological process: angiogenesis; sphingosine-1-phosphate receptor signaling pathway. Gene Ontology annotation, cellular component: membrane. The record is from RefSeq and is a predicted model, not a curated record. The coding region runs from base 444 to 1580 and encodes 378 amino acids. Lineage: Eukaryota; Metazoa; Chordata; Actinopteri; Anguilliformes; Anguillidae.
GGUUGGGGGGGAGAGAGUGGGACAAUGCUAUGAAUUCUUCAAUAGACUGGUGAGAGGUGACGCUCUUGUCCGGGUCCGAAUCUCCGGAAAAGGUUCCAUCUCGGUCCGCAACAGUGAAACGGGGGCCUCCUAUAUCGGGGGAACAGCCAGAUGGGUUUGAGCUCCUGAAGGAUUUACCCAAAUAAGGACAGCGCGCGAGUCAAUAUCUGCUUCGGAGUUGUCGUUACCACUUUCCACUACGAUUUUUUUUUCAUUUUACUGGCCGCUUAUGAAGGUUCCUCGUGAUGUUGGCCACACGCGUGUGGUGCCAGCUGUUUCCUUGUAAAGAUUUUCUAAAUGACCAGCGAGAGAUUGCAAGCAACAGAGAAUUCAGGCUCUCAUCCCUGGGCUGGUCGCGAGCGCCCCCUGCUGUCUGAGCGAGGGAUUUGCGGCAGGACGAGGUCAUGGCCGACUCGAUGUACUCGGACCUGAUCGCCCGGCACUACAAUUUCACGGGGAAACUGCGCAAGGCGGAGCCGGAUUCAGGACUGAAGGCCGACUCCGUCGUCUUCAUCAUCGUCUGCUGCCUCAUCGUCCUGGAGAACCUGCUGGUUCUGGUCACCAUAUGGCGGACCAAGAAGUUCCACAAGCCCACGUACUACUUCAUCGGCAACCUGGCGCUGUCCGACCUGCUGGCCGGCGUGGUGUAUACCGCCAACAUCCUGCUGUCGGGGGCGAACACGUACCGGCUGAGCCCCGCCCAGUGGUUCCUCCGUGAGGGAAGCAUGUUCGUGGCCCUGGCCGCCUCUGUCUUCAGCCUGCUGGCCAUCGCCACCGAGCGCCACCUGACCAUGCUGAGGAUGAAGCCGCACAGCGGCGGCAAGACCUGCCGGGUGUUCCUGCUCAUCAGCGGCUGCUGGGGCGUGGCAGCAGUGCUGGGGGGGCUGCCCGUUCUGGGCUGGAACUGCAUCGAGGCCAUGCCCAGCUGCUCCACCGUCCUGCCUCUCUACCACAAGACCUACAUCCUCUUCUGCACCACCGUCUUCAGCGUCAUCCUCCUGGCCAUCGUGGCCCUCUACGCGCGCGUGUACGCCCUGGUGCGCACGCGCAGCCGCCAAAUGCUCUCCCACCAGGCGCCCGACGGCGGGGCCGGGGGCCGCGGCGGGGUUGGUGGGCGGAGCUCGGAGAGGUCACUGGCUCUGCUGAGGACGGUGAUCGUGGUGCUGAGCUGCUUCAUCGCCUGCUGGGCUCCGCUCUUCCUGCUGCUGCUGCUGGACGUGGCCUGCGAGACGCGGCAGUGCGCCAUCCUGUACAAGGCCGAGUGGUUCCUGGCCCUGGCCGUGCUCAACUCGGCCAUGAACCCGCUGCUGUACACGCUGACCAGCACGGAGAUGCGCCAAGCCUUCCUGCGAGUGCUCACGGGGGGCGGAGCCUGUCGCUUUCAGCGCCCCGCCCUCAAGGCCAAACCCCCCUUCUUCGCCGCUGAGUUCACCCGCAGCCGCUCGGGUGACUCCUCCCACCCCAACCGGGAGGAGGCGGAGUCUUCGCCCCGGGAAACCGCCGGGUCCUUCGGGAAUGUGGUGUCGUCCGCUUCCUCCUAGCCGUGCUCUCCUCCUUCCAUCCGGCCAUUCUCCAACCGCUUGGUCCAGAUCAGGGUCGGUCGCUGUGGCAACAGGGCACGCAGAGCAGCCCAGACGUCCCUCUCCAGCAACUUACGCUAACUCCUCCCGGUGGAUCCCCAGGUGCUCCCAGGCCAGCCGGUGGAUAUAAUCCCUCCAGCGUGUCCUAGGUCUGCCCCUGGGUCUCCUCCCCAGUGGCCGACCCUGUAACACCUCCAGAGGGAGGCACUCAGGAAGCAUCUUUAUCAGAUGCCGAAACACCUCAACUGGCUCCUCUCAAUGCGGAGGAGCAGCGGUUCUACCCUGAGGUCCUCCCGGAUAGCCAAGCUCCUCACCCUAUCAAGGAGAGUAAGCCCUGCCACCCUACGGAGAAACCCCAUUUCGGCCCCUUGUAUUCACGAUCUCACUCUUUCGGUCUCUACCCAUAGCAUGUGGUCAUAGGUGAGAGUAGGGACGAAGAUCGACUGGUAAAUCGAGAGCUUUGCCUUUCGGCUCAGUGCCUUCUUCACCCCCACCGUCCGAUAAAAUGCAUUACUGCGGCCGCUGCACCUAGACGACCGCCGAUCGCCGAAUCCCUAGAACUCCUCCACCUGGGGCAGUUGCUCCUCCCUUACUUGAAGAGGGCAAACCAUCUUUUUCUGGGAGAGGGCCAUGGCCACAGACUUAUAUACUGAUAUACUUAUGGACUUAUAUACAUAUAUACUGAUGCAGCAGUUAUGUGCCUUGCUCAAGGGUACAACUGCAGUGUCCUAUCCAGAAAUCGAUCCUGCAACCUUUAGGUCACAGGCCCAGUUCCUUCCUCAUUAUUCUACACUGCCGCAACUACGCAAUCCCACGAUUUCAUCAGCAAACCCACAAUUCAUCAUCAGUCCCACCUGAACAUCCCACAGGUAUUUAAUUUUGUUUUCCAAGCUGAAAGAUUGGUCUUUCCAUUGUUAAAUAAAUCUGACUUAGGAGGAGCACUUACUACAUGUAUUUGAAGAUCAGAUUAAUCAGUAUUAUUUUUAUGAUAAAAAUGAGCAAAACUGUUCAAUACAAGUAUUUGUGUAGCACAGCGCUUGUUGUACAAGCAUUUCUAAAAAUAUAGACAUUAUAGAAACUCUAAAAUGUGUUGUUGAAAGAGGUGUCCCACAGAAAUUGUACCCCUCUUUGAGAAUGUAUUUUAUCUAUCCAACUGCCAGUCUUUGUCCAUGAUUUAGUUGUUUCUAUAUUUUGUGUUGAAUGCACACAGCUCUACCACCCAAUCCUGAAACAGACUGUGUGUGCAUUCAUGUCAGAGACAAUUCCACUCAGCCUCUCUCCGUGAUUUCCCAAUUGGAUUCCACCCAAUGGCACACUGAAAUGAGUGUUUGUUUGAUUAGAUGAUAAUAAAAUUAAAAUGUAAAAAUGG